UAAAUCGGGAGGUCAGAGGGGUCGUUGGCUCCGAUCGCAUGCUCCGGGGAACAACGGAGCCUCUGCGCGAAAGUUAACCCAGAGUUUCGGCCGGAGCUCUCUGACCAUCCCACACAAGCUCGAGAGAUACUCCAGGGCAAAAGGCUCGAGAUAAAAUGCCCGCACCGGCUGGUACGAAACGUGUCAAGGGCGUCUCAGUAUAUCGGCCAUUUGUUUUUGGAAGCAUUGCCCGACCUAUUGAUCCAAACAAGAAACCGCCAAAUCUUCCUCCGGAGCACACUCACCAAUGGACGGUCUGGGUUCGAGGCGUCGAUGAUGAGGAUAUUUCGUAUUGGCUAAAGAAGGUGCAAUUUAAACUGCACGAGACAUAUGCGAAUGCAUUACGAACCGUUGAAGGACCACCUUUCGAAGUCAGCGAAACCGGAUGGGGUGAAUUUGAGAUUCAAAUAAAGCUUCACUUUGUUCCGGAAUCGAACGAAAAGCCGCAAACUCUUUGGCACGCUUUGAAACUACAUCCGUACGGACCAAAUGCCGAGCAGGAGAAGGAAAGCCGCACGCCUAUCAUUUCGCAAAAUUACGAGGAAGUCGUGUUCAAUGAACCCGUCGAGCAGUUUUACGAUAUACUUACGGGUAAUGGAGGCGCAUCUUCUGCCCAGCAAGGAGGGACGAAAGGGAAGGGAGGCAGCAAGAGCUCAAAACAAGCGUCCGCUGCGCGCGGAGGUGCAGGCCAAGCUGGGCAAGGCCAGGGUACAAGAACCGCAGAGAUACCCGAUACUCCGACAGCAGGUAACCCGUAUAGUCGGCAGACGGAGCGGCAAGAGUUAGACAGGAUGAAGGAAGCCAUCAAGACCGUGGAGCAGAUGGUCGAUCAGGAGAAGAAGAAGUUGACAGAACGAGAGAAGACCCUAGAGACGCUACGGCAAACAGAAGGUAUUGUUGUGGUCAAGAAGAAGUAAAAUGGUUCAAUGGCUGGCUUGAAAAAUGGUUCUUUGAGGCGUUGAAGAGGAGUUUAAGAAAGGCAGUGCUUGUAAGAUUAUUGUGGGCUAUUUUCCAUUUCGUUUGAAUAAUGUUCUAUACCACAAUAUAACGGCUCCGAUUAAGAGCCAUUUGCGAUUCAUGAUAAUACACUUGCGAUGGAUGCCCAAGAAACUUCAAGUCGGGCAAAGGCAACUUCUGGUCUCCUCCAAUAAACAUGUAGACUUUGUUUAUGGCUUAGUAAGUAGCAGACCUGGACAGGGUGACUUAUCAGAGCGAGGAUCAUUCUCCGAAGCAUCAUACCAGCCUUGUUCAAUCAAGGCUCGUUCAAGGCUUCGCCAAUAGUCUGCCUUGCCUUGAUCUGGAGAUUUGAGGUCCAAAUCUCCAAUCCUAGCUUCGAUAGGUAUCUCGUCAUCUGCACUAACCUAAAUUAAAAAAAAAACAAUUCCUGAUUAGGGUAUUUUC
Molecule: messenger RNA, 1440 nt
Organism: Xylona heveae TC161
Lineage: Eukaryota; Fungi; Ascomycota; Xylonomycetes; Xylonales; Xylonaceae
Product: yeats-domain-containing protein
Exons: 4
Coding region: 156-956 (266 amino acids)
Biological process (GO): regulation of DNA-templated transcription
Source: RefSeq, a predicted model, not a curated record